AUGGGUGAGCGGCGCAGAGGACCGGCGGAGAGGACCGCGGACCCGCCCCGGGUCUGCGUCCCUCCCGGCGGGCUGCGGGUGCACGUGGACACGGACCCCGCCGGGCGCGCCCCGGGGCGCAGGGCGCAGGUGGACACGGACCCCCCGGGACACAGAGCGGCGGCGAGGGGGCUGCUGCUUGGGGCGGCUGCAGCCGCGAAGGGCCUUAGGGAAGACCUGAGGGGCGCGGCGGUCCGGCCCUGGAGGGGCCUGUUCCGGACCCCGAAGCACGAGGGGCCCCGGGAGGAGGAGGCGGCGGCGGCCGGCCCCGAGUUCCUACUGCCAAAUGAGAGAAGCUUCCAGAAUGCUGCUAAAAGCAAUAAUUUGGAUCUUAUGGAGAAGCUGUUUGAAAAGAAGGUUAAUAUUAAUGCUGUGAACAACAUAAACCGCACAGCCCUGCAUUUUGCAGUGGGGGCAAAUCAUUUAUCUGCAGUGGAUUUCUUGCUUAAUCACAAGGCCAGGGUAGAUGUUGCUGAUAAGCAUGGCUUGACAGUAAUUCACCUUGCCUCCUGGUCUGGAAGCCUCGAGAUCAUGCUCAUGCUGGUUAGAGCUGGCGCAGACCAGAGAGCCAAGAGUCAGGAUGGAAUGAAUGCCCUCCACUUUGCAGCUCAGAGCAAUAGUGUGCGCAUCGUGGAGUACCUCAUUCAAGAUUUACACCUGAAGGACCUGGACCAGCCUGAUGAGAAAGGAAGAAAACCAGUUCUUUUGGCAGCUGAGAGGGGCCACGUUGAGAUGAUAGAAAAACUGACCUCUAAUCUGCAUUCUUCAGAAAAGGACAAGGAGGGGAACACUGCCCUGCACCUCGCAGCGAAGCAUGGUCACAGCUCUGCGGUCUGGGUGCUGCUAACCCAGUGGCAAGAAAUAAAUGAGACCAAUGAGCUCAACAUCAGUGCUUUGCAGAUAGCAACGCAGAAUGGCCACGCAUCCCUUGUUAGCUUUCUUCUCCAUGAGAACGUGGAUCUGCGCCAGAAGGUGGAACUCAACAGCUGUUUGCACGUUGGCACUGGGUCUCCCGCCCUUGCUCUUGCACACCUCUCCCUCUCCGUUAUCAGCAACGACAUCACGGUGGUGAACAGCUUACUGAGUGCACAGCAUGGCGUUGACGUCCUAAAUCAGAGACGGCAAACUCCUUUGCAUGUAGCUGCUGAUCUUGGAAAUGUGGAGCUGGUGGAAACCCUGCUGAAGGCCGGCUGUGACCUGAAGGUUGUCGAUAAGCAAGGGAGGACAGCCCUGGCCGUGGCCUCCAGGAGCAAGCACAGCCUUGUUGUGGACAUGCUCAUUAAAGCGGAGCGAUACCGUGCCUGGAGAGAGGAGCGUGGCGAGAACAUCAGGGACCCAUCAACCAGCUUUCCUCUGACAUUCAAGCAAGAUCACAGUCUGGAGACCAGACACAUUCGCAGUCUCCUCUGGAACCUGGCUUACCGUCAGCUGAAGGCCAACGAGUGGCAGAGGUUGGCCCGAUCGUGGAACUUUACCGAAGACCAGAUCAGAGCCAUCGAGGAGCAGUGGUUAGGAAAGGAGAGCUUCCGUGAACACAGCCACAGGGCUCUGCUCAUCUGGCUGCACGGGACCCUGAUGACACAGGCCGCGCCGGUGAGGCACCUGUGCGAGGGGCUGGUACGUGCAGGCUUCCCAGAACUAGCUGAAAAGAUCCGUCAAUUCAAAAGCGAAACUGAUUCGAGGCCCAAGAAAUGUGCAGUUUCAUAAAUGCCUGAAGAAACGGUCUUAAUGAUUUUCCACUCAGCAUUCAGUCCUUUUAAAUUCUGUGCCAUAAAAUUCUUCCAGCAGUGGUAUUGAUUUUCCUUUCAACUAAGAAGAUGGUGGUGACGGGAUCCUCUAACAGAUGAAAAAUGAUAUACUUUCCAACCACUGAAAUGAAAAUUCAAAACUUUUUUUGGUUUUUACUUAAGGCAAAUUGUAUGAUUUUCCCAUUUCUGUCAUUUGAUGCAACAUAUGUGGUAGCAUAAUCUAGGCCUAGUUUUGUACAUGUUUUAAAAAAAAUAUGAUGGUGGGAGCAGCAUCAUGGUAUAUGGAGAAAACUAAGGUUUAGCAUAGACAGACCUGGUUUUGAAUCAUGGUGUUGCCACUUUUAAGCUGUGAGCCUUUGGACAUGCUAAAUUCAAAUUCCCAGCUCUUCAGUUUCCUGCUCUAUAAAUUGGGGGAAAUGUGUCUCUCUUGCACAGCUUUGAGGAGAGAAUGAAGGGAGCAUGCCCGUGAAACGCCUAACCUCAUGCCCACAGCCUUGAAAUCAUUAACUGGUAGUUAUUUCUCUUGUAAGAGAAACUGGCUUUGGAAAUUUAUAGUCACUGUUGGCUUUAAAUAACACACGUGUAAUGUAUUACUUAGAAAAAACUGGAAGUUUGUACAACAAUGUUUCUUAUCGCUUGGUGAUGUAAGUACAGGUGAUUUUUAUUUUUGGUACUUUUAUUUUUAACGUUUUGGUACUUCCCAGUUUUUUUUCACAAUGAACAUGCAUUAUUUUUGUAAUCUGAAAAAGUUAUGAAAUGUGAAGUAUCAAUUUAUAUCAGUUUAUGUGCACCUAUUCAUUAUAAUUGAAGGCUCUCCAUUCUCAAAUUCUGACUGAGUCUCUAAGGCCAGAAAUAAAGUCACGAGUGAUUUCAGUCCAGUUAUUCUAUCAUGAAUUUAUAGUCCUACACCUUUGUCUCACGCUGACUAUAAAUGGCCCACUGAAUGUUAUGAACAUUUGAAAUAGGUAAUAUGUUCACACGAUUCCAGAAAGACUUUAGGAAAGGUAUUGAGUGAAAAGUCGCAUCCCCAUCUGUUCUUCAGUAAGGCCCUUUCCACUGAUCUUGCUACUCCUUGUGAACGCCUACUCUUACUGUAUAAAGUGUUUCAGUUGUUGAAUUUAACUCAGGCUAACACUAACUACUUGGUGCUUUGGACAAUAUGCAAUUUCUAGAGCUUAGAUAAGGCUUAAAAAGAUGCUAAAUAUUCUUAAUCACAAUAUUCAUAAUAUUUACUUUGGUUUGUCCAUAUGGUUAUGGCUUUGGUAUUGAAAACCAUUCCUAGUUGUCAUCUAGGUUCCUCAAAAAGCAGAGCCUGAGACUAACGUUUAUGAGCAACUGCUUUUUUCAGGAGUGCAAAUCCAGGGAAGCAGGAG
Messenger RNA from Diceros bicornis minor, 3160 nucleotides. It is a transcript of the gene ANKDD1B, whose product is annotated as ankyrin repeat and death domain containing 1B. Gene Ontology annotation, biological process: signal transduction. The record is from RefSeq and is a predicted model, not a curated record. Lineage: Eukaryota; Metazoa; Chordata; Mammalia; Perissodactyla; Rhinocerotidae. Gene Ontology annotation, molecular function: protein binding.